CAGGCCUCUCUUGGCGCAAGUACAGCGCAAGCGAGGGCGUGCUCACACACCGUGGUCUGCGCUCCCGGGGAAAGGAGCCUUGGGAGAACCCAGCUUUCCCACGUGUGUAUAGGGACUGCCCUGCCGAGAGGGGACAGAGGCCUCGAGUGAAGGUGUUAACGUGGCUGCGUUCACAGAACCGUUAGAUCACUGAGACCUCAGGAUUGUUUGUGGUGUCCACUGCAUGUAGAGAUCCAGCACAAAAUCACUGGUGGAUGGCUCAUCCCAGAGGAAUCUCAGAAUGAGAAAAUAGAUUGUAAAAGAGCAUAAAAUUUAGAUAAGGUGGAGGAAGGUGACUUUAUUAGCUUUGUAACUGCAUGGAUUGCUAAUUCUAAAGGACCUGUUGGGAAUAAAGACUUUGCAGUUGGGCUGUUCCCUGGCCUUCCUGUGUCCAGCAAAGGAGCCCUAGGAGGCAGAGCUCUGGCUUCCCAGAAUGUAAAAUUCAGGUGCAUGUGUGUGGCAUUAAAGCACCACGAGUUACACGGAGCAGUAGCUGUCUGUCUGUAAAUGAUGUCACUUGACAUGGAGUAAGGUGCCCUAGUAAAUUAACAACUUUACUACUUACUGGAAUGGCCAGGAAAGAGUGUUUGACGUUCAUGCAGUUCUGCAAAGAAGUAGGCUUAAAUGAUUUUAGGUACUGAUGAUUCCUAGUACAGGGAGGAGUUUGACAUCUUUGACCCAAAAAGUCCCUUGGAAUUUGCAAAGUAGGUCAUUUAGUAGUGGACCUGUUACACGAACCAGAAAAUUGGCAGAGGUCACUUGCCAUUCCUAAGCUGUCGUAUUUUUCCUGGUGUUCUCUACAUCUGCAGAAUUGCCUAUUGAAGCAAUUUCUAUUAGCAACAGCACUCCCAAAACAAGUAGCUGUAAUUAGCACUUUAAGGAACAGUUACAGCUGUUUCUGCAUAUAUUAAAAUAAUAAUUAUACAGCAGAAAUUUUAAAAAAUAAAAGGUCUUCUUUUUGUGUGCUGUGUAAGUGGGCUUAUUUUUAAUUAGCUAGAAAAGCUAGUAAUUCCUUGAGUAGUUUGAUACUACAUAAAUGAAUUAAAGCAAAUCCUAAAUCACCUGCUCAAGCUUUACUGACCUCUUAGUGGUUAUUAAAUAAUUAUUAUUUAUCAGUAAUAGCCUGAAAGAGUAGUUUCAUGCCAAAAUAGCAUGUAAAAUAUUGCAUUCCUAGCAAACUUUAAUUUUAAAUAGCUCUAGUGUUUUAAUAAUUUAGUUGAAACUGUAAUUUUCUGGGAGAUGAAAUGAUCUAACUAUGCUGUGAAGAUGUCUUACAUCUAUUUAAGAUGAGUUAAAAUCAAGUACUGAAUAGUUAAGUCACAUUUGACUCUUUAAUUAGCAAUAGUAAAUGAAGACAAAUAGGUCCAUAAUUAAACUUAAUUUUAACUUCCCAUGUAUCAGAAUCAGAAAUGUUGCUGUAAAUUUAUUUUUCUGGGCAAAUUUGACAGAAAUAAAUGCUAAAUAUUUCUAAAAUAAUUUCCCUUUUAUAGAUUUUGUACAUCUAUUUUUAUAGGCUUGAAGUAGUUAAGUAGUGUUUUUAGCAGUUAAACUAUGAAAUAUUCCCAUGAAUUUUAGGUAUUUUUAAAAUUGUAAAGAAAAAGUAAAAUCCUUUUCUUGGCAUCUGCUAAUAUUUAUUAUUGUGCUUUUUGCAUAAACCACUUUAUUUAUACUCAAACUUACACAGCAGUCAAAAAUGUCAGAAAGACCUCAAAUUCAUAUUUUUGUGGGAGCCCCCAGUAUUCCGAGGCCACGGGAGGGGUCAGAGCAAAGCUCAGCCCCUGCUGGUGAGCAGUGGAGGGAGCUGCGCUUUUUGUGUAACCCUGGGUUUGUUCCUGGGACGCUCCGGGGUGCUGCUGCCCCCUCUGUGCCCCAGGCAGAGAGCUCCACACCCACAGGGGUCCCUUCCAGUGGGGACAGAGCUCAGCAGGGCAGGUUCAUGGCAAGGGAAGGAAAAGAUUUGCCAUCUCCUGCCCCUGUGGCACUGACUUGUACCAGCACGCCUAAAAAGAGCACGAGUUUAACUUGCUCUGAUUGUGAAGAAUCCAAAGAUACAUUUGCACCUGCAAAUGUAGAUCAGGCUGCAGAUGAACACCUGCCCCAGGGCUGUGCAGAAUCAGCUGGACAAGAGAAACCAUCAGGUGCCUGCUGCCCAGAGCUCACUGAGAGAAAAGCCCCUCCUUCAGAAAUUAGCAGCUCUGACAUUUCUGCUUUGGUUGCCAGCACUGAGCAGGUCAGCAUCCAUCUACGGUCUGUGGGACUUCAGGCAGCUCGCAGAAGUGAGUGUCAUGAACAUCUAAGUCCAUGUAUGGAUGUGUUUUUCCAAAAAAGUCAGGAGUCCAAACCAAAAGAACCAAAUGACUGUGCAGACUUUGCAGUGUCAGCAGACACAGAGUUUCGUAGUGUAGUGACUUUGAGUCAGGUGGCUGUUUUUGCACAGAAUGAGAUGCAGGAAAGUAUUGUAAAACUAUCAGAAACAGAAGCAGGCAAAAAAGCUGAGGAAGGACAGUAUGAUCACUUCCAAUGUGAUUCUGGUGUUGGAACAUGUACUACUGCUGUGACUGGAAAUGAAUAUGAGGAAGAGGAUGCAAGUUCUCUUGAACUUUUUAGUUCUGAGGAUGAUGGGGAAAAUGUUUCAAUUAAAGCUAUAAAACAGGAAGAAAGUGCUCAGGAAAAUGCAGAAAAGUUUCAAGAACUUAAUGUUCCUGCUGAGCAACUUGUAAAUGGAAUCCAUAUUGAGCCGUUGAGCUCUGGAAUACGGUGCUCUCAAGGGAACUGUUCUCACAAGAACUCUUCUAAAAGACCCCUCAAGCAUGAAGAUUCCUCUCAUCUCUCUCACUCAGCAUUUAAAAGACAGCUGAAAUCCAAGAGAGCUAAACUGAAUUCUUCUCCACCUGGUUCCGGGGUGAGAGUGGAUCCAGACGGGAUGGCAGAGUUCAAGAAACUCCAAAAGAAACUAUCACUGCUUAAGAAUUGCUGCAGCAAAAAUCAAAAGUACAAUAUUUUGGUCACAGUUGUACAUCCUUGUCAUAUCAAAGAGAUACAGAAGAAGACUAAACCAAAAUCUUCAUGUAAAGUUCCUGUGGCAACAAUUGUUGUUAUUGACCAGUCAGAAAUUGAGAGAAAGGUGGUGCUGUGGCGUGGUGCUGCAUUUUGGUCCCUUACUGUGUUUCCUGGGGAUAUCAUACUGCUUACAGAUAUAAUAAUGUAUGAGAAUCCUUGGUGUGGAGAGGUCAUGCUUCAGUCAACAUUUACCAGUCAGUUACUGAAUCUGGGGAACUGCUCAGCUCUCAAUACAGAAAAAGUUUAUCCUCUUGUGGAUGAUGGUGUUCUCCAUGGCUUAUUGGCAUACAUAUCAUCAGAAUUUCCACACUUCAGAGACAUUCCACAAAGACAAGUUCAGAGACUGGAUGAUGUUGAGUAUGUGCAGCUAGAUCAGCUCCAGCCAAGUACUUUGGUGCACUCAGUCCUGAAAAUUAUCAAUAUUUCUGUGUUAACAGAAUCUGUGUACAGCUACAGAGGUGGCAGCCAAAAAAAAAUUUUUCUAACAGUAGAACAGAACAGAGAUCAACACUAUAGGAUGGUUCUGUGGGGAUCAGGGGCUGCCUGGUACCCCCAGCUUCAGAGGAAAAAAGGAGUGGUUCAGGUGAAAGCCCAUAUCUUGGAAUUGAAGUUUACCAUUUCCACUGGGCAGUACAAGCAACUCGUCUUCUCUGCUGACACUUCACUGGAAUGUGUUUUGGCUUCUCUGCCUAUGAUUACGUAUUCAGGUUGUGCCAAAUGUGGUUUGGAACUACAGGCAGAUGAGAACAUGAUCUAUAAGCAAUGUGUUAGAUGUUUGCCAUACAGCAAAGUAAAAACAUUCUACAGACCUGCUUUGAUGACUGUAGAAGAUGAAGGAUACGAAAUUUAUGUUCAUGUGGUGUCUGAGCUGGUGGAAAAAAUCUUCCUAAAUAUUCCUGCAGACUGGCUGAAGAGAUUAGUAGUGCCCUCUUCAGAUAUAACCUACAGCACAAUAGUAGCAGAUCUGUGUCAUUCACUGCUGGCAGAUACAGAAGCAUCCUAUUUGCUGGAAAUCAGAAGCCACUUCGUGCUAGAUGAAAACAGCUAUCCUUUGCAAAAGGAUUUCCAUCUGCUGAAUUUUCAUCCUGAACUUUGACCUCUGCACUAACUGAGUAACAAGGACUAUAAGGACAUAUAGAUGGGAAGCAAAAGAAAAAUUACUCAGCUGAAGGAAGCAAAUCUCUUAUAAAAUUAUAAUAAAGGAUUUUGGUUUUAACUUAUGAAAAAAGCAAAACUAUCAAAAGGACUGGUAUGGAAUAUCUGCUAAUGGUAUAUACUGCUGGAAUAAUACUGGUGAAUUUUCAUAAAGUAUAUUUUUAUACAUGUAUUUUUAUUUUAAUAAUUAUGUGAAUAAAUGCCAACAAUUUAA
This is a messenger RNA of Pyrgilauda ruficollis (rufous-necked snowfinch), 4468 nucleotides long. RefSeq names its product shieldin complex subunit 2 (gene SHLD2). Gene Ontology annotation, cellular component: site of double-strand break; nucleus. The transcript is spliced from 13 exons. Gene Ontology annotation, biological process: regulation of double-strand break repair via homologous recombination. The record is from RefSeq and is a predicted model, not a curated record. The coding region runs from base 1733 to 4195 and encodes 820 amino acids. Lineage: Eukaryota; Metazoa; Chordata; Aves; Passeriformes; Passeridae.